AUGGCUAGCGAAGAUUUAGGCAAUGCAUAUGGCUACGCCCCCACCAAAUCUGUAGCCAUUGCCUUCGUCGUUCUGUUCAGUAUCUCCACCGUCGGUCAUAUCGUUCAAGCAACCGCUCGCAAGCAAUGGUUUCUGUUUGCGACAGCUAUUUUCUGUGGCAUCCUCGAGGUUGUUGGCUGGAGUGCACGCUUGAAAUCCCAUUUCGACCCUUUCGAUUUGCUUCCGUAUCAAAUCCAGACGGUCGCCACCGUACUUGGACCUACCCCGCUCCUGGCCGCCAACUUUGUCAUCUUUGGACGGAUUAUCAGGGUUCUUGGGACAGACUAUAGUCGCUUGUCGCCUCGUUGGUAUACUGGUAUCUUCUGCACAAUUGACGUUCUGUCUCUGUUCAUCCAAGGAGGCGGGGGUGCAGUUGCAGCCAUUAACUCGGACACACUGGAGGGAGCCAAUAAGGGUGGAUUGAUAAUGCUGGGGGGCAUCAUCUUACACGUCGUCGCAAUCGUCUUCUACGCCCUUCUCGCCGUUGAAUAUUACAUUCGUUUCGUCAUCGAAAGGCCUCUUAACAAAAUCAAUUUGGCCCACAAGCACUACACUGCGAGAGGCCGGUUGACCAAGAGGAUCGAGCUCAUGCUCGUUGGACUGACGUUCAACACCCUAUGCUUGUUUGUUCGAGCUCUGUACCGCACUGUUGAGUUGGCCGAAGGUUGGGGUGGACGUAUCCUCCGAACUGAGAUCUACUUCAACUGGCUCGACGGCGCGAUGAUCGUGUUGGCACUCUGGACCUUCAAUAUUUUUCAUCCGGGGUGGCUUCUUGCGUCGAACGAAAGGGAAACAGGGGAAGAAGAUGGAACUCGAUAUGCCAUGUUGGGUCUCAACCGAAGUCCCCGGAAUUCUGAGUAG
Molecule: messenger RNA, 900 nt
Organism: Coprinopsis cinerea okayama7#130
Lineage: Eukaryota; Fungi; Basidiomycota; Agaricomycetes; Agaricales; Psathyrellaceae
Exons: 10
Coding region: 1-900 (299 amino acids)
Cellular component (GO): fungal-type vacuole; plasma membrane
Source: RefSeq, a predicted model, not a curated record